CACAUUGCACCGCAUAGAAGUGAGGUCACUGUGCUACAAUUAAUUAGCCUAGCUAGCGUGUGCACCGCUAAGCUAUAAUAAUUUGAUAAAUAUAUAUGUUCUGAGGGCUUAACUGUACGGUGGAAAAAUGUCUGGCAGCGCAGGAGAAUGGUGUCUGAUGGAGAGCGACCCCGGAGUGUUCACGGAGCUCAUUAAAGGUUUCGGCUGUAAAGGGGCUCAGGUUGAAGAGAUCUGGAGUAUGGAACCAGAGAACUUUGAGAACCUGAAGCCAGUCCACGGGUUGAUUUUUCUCUUCAAGUGGCAGCCAGGGGAAGAACCAGCAGGAUCAAUUGUCCAGGAUUCAAGGCUAGACCACAUUUUCUUUGCUAAACAGGUCAUAAACAAUGCAUGCGCCACCCAGGCGAUCAUCAGCGUUCUGCUCAACUGCUCCCAUCCGGACAUGUUGCUUGGCGACACAUUGACAGAGUUCAGAGAGUUUUCUCAGAGUUUUGAUGGAGCUAUGAAGGGUCUGGCUCUCAGCAACUCUGAAGUGAUCCGACAAGUUCACAACAGCUUUGCAAGACAGCAGAUGUUUGAAUUUGAUGCAAAGUCUUCAGCAAAGGAUGAAGACGCCUUUCACUUUGUGAGCUAUGUUCCUGUUAACGGCAGACUGUAUGAGCUGGAUGGGCUUCGGGAAGGACCAAUCGACUUGGGUACCUGCAACCAGGAUGACUGGAUCAGUGCAGUUCGCCCAGUAAUUGAGAAAAGAAUACAGAAGUACAGUGAAGGAGAGAUCCGAUUCAACCUGAUGGCCAUCGUAUCCGACAGGAAGAUGGUAUACGAGAAGAAAAUUGCAGAGCUCCAGGCUCAGCUUACAGAGGAGGAGCCCAUGGACACAGACCAGAACAACACAUUUCUUAGCUCCAUCCAGUCAGAGAUUGCCAAGUGUCAGCUCCUUAUUGAAGAGGAGAACCAGAAGCUUAAAAGAUAUAAGAUUGAAAAUAUUCGACGAAAGCACAACUACCUUCCCUUCAUCAUGGAGCUACUGAAGACAUUGGCAGAGUACCAACAGCUAAUACCUUUGGUGGAAAAGGCAAAAGAAAAACAGAGCGCUAAAAAGGCUCAGGAGGCCAAGUGAAGAACACCAACACUGACUUCAUCAGAGAAAUUUCCAAUCAGACAAAAGCACCCAAUCAUCCUGAACACCGGAGUUACUCUUUCGUCAGUGAGCCAUGUACAGAUUCAUCAGUUAUCUUCAUGAGAGCGAGUGUGGACGGCCUGCGGCGCUCACACUGUGGCUUCCUGUGAAUUAUUCAGAAAGAAAGAACUGCACUGCAGCUGCAGCACAGAGACUGUCUGAUGAAACGCUGUCCCCAUGUGUUUUUAUUAGCGCUAAUGCAUGUCUGAAGGAAAAAAUGUGGUAAUAUUUUGUUUUGUCUUAUUUUCAUAAUAAAAUGUCUAGACAUUUGUGAGUUGUUUGGUUUUCAGAGAUUUAAUUUCCAUCUUGCUCUUUUUCACCCAUCUUCUGGUUUAUAUUUUAAGCCAGACGAUGGUUUAAGAUAUUGUAGAUAGAAAAGAGUAAAUUACUUCCAAAAACUCUCCGACAUAUUCUAGAAAAAACAUGGCAAUUUCUGAGUUUGUAAAGUGGAAAUUUUUUGACUUUUCAAACUAAGAAAUGUCCAAGUGUUAGGGGUCAAUUCUGUCUACAACAGUCUUUAUACACCGUGGUAUAAUCUCGUCUAAAGAGAUUCAGUGCUGUUAGUCAGACAUGAGUUUUUACCGCCACCUACAGUCGAAGCGAUGUAAUAGCAUUUUAAAAGUGUUGCUGGAGCGAUCACUAAGUCUACAUAAUUCAUAAGGUAUCACUCAAACAUUGGGAUGUGGUUUGCAUGCCAUUAUUAGUUCAUCUAAUAUUUUUUUGUGUUAUUUGAUUUUGAGUCAUUAAAACUUACAGAUGAUUAAAACCAAUGUUAAGUAAAUGGAUAGUAAAUGUUAAGAUAACAUUUACUAUCCAUAACAAAAAUGGAUAGUAAAUGUUACUGUCACAACUUCCUGGAGAAGAUGGACAUUAACACCUUCAACAUGAAGCUGAGGUCACACGUUAUUAAAGAUGCUGGCUGUUCAGAGUGGUGCAACCAAUCAUUUAUGAAUCGUUGAGCUCAAAGAAAAAGUGGGGUAGGAAUAAGUGUACAAGUAACAGGGCAGCCAUAGUCUACAGAGGAUUGCCCUUACCUGGAUUAAGGAGGAAAAGGAAUAAAAUUUUGCACUACAUUUGGAAAUCAAUGUUGCAGAGUCUGGAGGAGGGAGGAGAGACACCAAUGUAUAAUUACUGGAGGACCAGAGUUAACUUUCCAGUCAGUAAGGAGUUCUGGAUAAAUGUGAGCUGUCUUUUAUCAAGACUAAAGUCAUCAUAGCCAUGUGCUUGGACAUUUGUGAGCACUUCAUGCUUCCAUCUGCUGAAAAGUGUUAUGGAGAUGAUGAUUUUAUUUCCCAACAGAACCUAACACCUACCCACACUGCCAAAAGUGCCAAUACCUGGUUUAAAUUCCAUGAUAUAUCACGGCCAGAAUACCCAGCAAACUCCAUGGCAUGACAUGUUUACGCAGCAACUCGUGCAAAAGAAACCCAGACCAUGUAUUAAAUUUAGCAAAGCAAUAUUUCUCAAUAUUUUGCAAAUAUUACAUUUUUAUGCAAUUUCAAAUCCUUCUCAGACAUUAUUUUGGGUUUUCAUUAGCUGCAAGCUGUGACGUCUUGAGAUAGUGUGAUGAAUCUACAUGAUGUGAUAAUUUAAUAGUUUUUAAUUUAAUUAGUUAAAACGGUUUUUUGAUGAUGAACAAAUGAUUUGAUAUUUUAAUUUGAUCUCCAUCUGUAUAUGUAGCCACAUGGUAACCAGCUGUAGUUUUAUUUAAGUAUGACUGAUAAAACAUUUUUGUUAACAUAUAAUCUCAUUUUGUUAGAAUCAUUGUGUUGCGAUUGUUAGCUUUUUGACAAAGCAUGGAAUUGUAAUUUUGUAAAUAAGACCAAUAAAAGAAAUCCAGUCCA
Messenger RNA from Xiphophorus hellerii (green swordtail), 3021 nucleotides. It is a transcript of the gene uchl5, whose product is annotated as ubiquitin carboxyl-terminal hydrolase L5. The transcript has 11 exons. Gene Ontology annotation, biological process: protein deubiquitination; ubiquitin-dependent protein catabolic process. Lineage: Eukaryota; Metazoa; Chordata; Actinopteri; Cyprinodontiformes; Poeciliidae. Gene Ontology annotation, molecular function: cysteine-type deubiquitinase activity; proteasome binding. The coding region runs from base 128 to 1117 and encodes 329 amino acids. Gene Ontology annotation, cellular component: cytoplasm; Ino80 complex. The record is from RefSeq and is a predicted model, not a curated record.